Messenger RNA from Striga hermonthica, 1443 nucleotides. NCBI's taxonomy places the organism in Eukaryota, Viridiplantae, Streptophyta, Magnoliopsida, Lamiales, Orobanchaceae. The record is from the annotation of a GenBank genome assembly.
AUGGAAAAUCCAGUAGCAGAUGAUCUCGUGGAGUUCUUGAAUGCCUCCCCAACAGCUUUUCACGCAGUGGAUGAAGCCAAGAAGAGACUGAGAAGUGCCGGGUAUGAGCAAGUAUCAGAGAGGGAUGACUGGAAACUCGAAGCUGGCAAGAAAUAUUUCUUCACCAGGAAUCACUCGACAAUUGUUGCUUUUGCUAUUGGUAGAAAAUACACUGCUGGGAAUGGGGUUUACAUCAUUGGCGCCCAUACUGACAGUCCAUGUUUAAAGCUGAAGCCCAUUACAAAGGUUACAAAAGGUGGGUAUCUUGAAGUUGGCGUGCAACCUUAUGGAGGUGGGCUGUGGCACACGUGGUUCGAUCGCGACCUGGCCAUUGCUGGAAGAGUGAUAGUUAGAGAGAAGAAAGACGAGUUGGAGUCAUUCUCUCACCAGCUUGUCAGAAUUGAGGAGCCUAUUAUGCGGGUCCCGACUUUGGCGAUCCACUUGGACAGAGAGGUAAAUGAUGGUUUUAAGGUUAACAAACAAACUCACCUUGCUCCGGUGUUGGCUACAUCAGUUAAGGCGGAGCUGAAUAAACAAGCUGCCGGGGAUUGUUCCAUUGAAAGUGGGUCGACUGCAGGGAAGAAAGCUGAUGGAAGGACAACUAACAACCAAAAGCACCAUCCCCUUCUUCUGCAACUAAUUGCCACUCAGCUUGGGUGCGAACCGGGUGCAAUAUGUGAUUUCGAGUUGCAAGCGUGUGAUACCCAGAAAAGUGUCAUAGGUGGGGCCUUGAAGGAGUUUGUUUUAUCUGGAAGAUUAGAUAACCUAUGUAUGUCGUUUUGCUCUUUGAAGGCACUGAUAGAUUCAACUUCCGCUGAAAAAAGUCUGGAGGACGAGAGUGGGAUAAGAAUGGUGGCUUUGUUUGAUCACGAGGAGGUUGGAUCUAACUCCGCACAAGGAGCUGGCUCCCCUGUUAUGUUGGAUGCCUUAUCACGUAUUACUUCUUCAUUCAGUUCGGAUACAAAGCUGCUACCGAAAGCAAUUCAGAAGAGUUAUCUAGUAUCAGCUGAUAUGGCUCAUGCCUUGCAUCCGAAUUAUAUGGACAAACAUGAAGAGAACCAUCAGCCCAAGAUGCAUGGUGGACUCGUCAUCAAACACAAUGCAAACCAAAGAUACGCAACCAAUGCAGUAACUUCUUUCUUGUUCAGGGAGAUUGCAGCUAAUCACAAACUCCCUGUACAGGAAUUUGUGGUUCGCAAUGACAUGGGUUGUGGCUCGACAAUCGGGCCCAUCUUGGCGAGUGGUGUGGGCAUUCGCACGGUUGAUGUUGGGGCCCCACAACUGUCGAUGCAUAGCAUAAGAGAAAUGUGUGCGGUUGAUGACGUGAAGCAUUCUUACGAGCAUUUCAAGGCCUUCUUCCAAGACUUCUCACAUUUGGAUGCCAAACUCACUGUCGACAUUUAA